This is a messenger RNA of Drosophila pseudoobscura, 1107 nucleotides long. Its product is annotated as inactive selenide, water dikinase-like protein. The transcript has a single exon. Gene Ontology annotation, molecular function: ATP binding; selenide, water dikinase activity. Gene Ontology annotation, biological process: L-selenocysteine biosynthetic process. Gene Ontology annotation, cellular component: cytoplasm. The record is from RefSeq and is a predicted model, not a curated record. The coding region runs from base 1 to 1107 and encodes 368 amino acids. NCBI's taxonomy places the organism in Eukaryota, Metazoa, Arthropoda, Insecta, Diptera, Drosophilidae.
AUGGGCGACUUCAACCCCGUUCUUCGAGGCCUAAGUGCCUACUUCCGGCUGACCAACUACGGCGACCGGAUGGUAGCCGGCUGCAAGGUGCCCGAAUCAGUGGUUUCGGAAAUGCUCGACAGCCCUGCCGACAACGCCUACACGUGGGGCGGCGAGCGGCGGCCGGUAACGCGGCUGGAGGAGAUGCUGCGCGAAAUGAACAUCACCACGAGCGGUCUGCUGGCCGGAGUGCAGCACCACCUGACCGUCGUGUGCCACUACCCGGUCAUCGACGAUCCCUACGAGGUGGGGAAGAUCAUCUGCGCGGACGCGAUCGCCGACCUCUACGCCAUGGGCAUCACCGAGUGCGACAAAAUGCUGAUGCUGGCCUGCAGGCCUCGCCGGAUGUGCAUGAGCGAGUUCAAAGUGGUGUACUCCAUGAUGGAGGAGGGCUUCAAGCAGUGCUUCCAGGCCACCGGCGGGAGGGAGACCUGGGCCCAGUGCAUGCACAGCGACUGGUUCAUCGCCGGCGGCCUGGCCUCCUCCCACUGGGAGAAGAGCCGGCUGCUGGCGCGCGACAACGCCGUGGACGGCGAUGUCCUGGUGCUGACCAAGCCCCUGGGCACCCAGAUGGCCAUCGAUGCCUACGGGUGCAUCGGUCAGCCGCAGGCCUGGGAGCGCUACAAUCCGUUCGUCACCGAAGAGGACCUCCGUGUGGCCUAUCGGCUGGCUGUCAAGUCGAUGACUCGCCUCAACCGCAAGGCCGCCAGUCUCAUGCACUUGCACAACGCCCACGGGGCCUUGGCCGUGUCCGGGCGGGGCAUCCUGGCCCAUGCCAGGACCCUGGCUCUCCUCCAACAGCAGCCGCUGUCCUUUGUCAUCAACAUCCUGCCGGUGAUCGGCAAGCUGGCGACUGUACCUUGCUGCCAGAGCCGCCUGCGUCGCGGUGUUAGCCACGAGAUCUCCGGUGGCCUGCUCAUCUGCAUGCCCCGCGAGGAUGCCGCUUCCUUUUGCCGCCUCCUCGAGGCCCAGGAUGGUCACCCGGCCUGGAUCAUCGGCACUGUCCAGAGCGGCCAGCGGGAUGCCAUCGUCUGCGAGAAUGCUCAAAUCAUCGAGGUCUCCGAGUGA